GACAUUAUUGUUGUAACACUGCAUGGCAGUUGAGGCAGUGAUGUAGACCGAGGUGAACGUUCUUCAAGUUGCAAUAUUAUUUUUUUUUAUAAAUAACUCUUUUGCUCACAUCUAUGAGAUAUUUUUCCAAAUAAUAUCUUUAGAGCGAUCGUUGUCCUUCUACUACCAUGGCCUCGCUGUCCGAGGAGGUGCUCCUGGUGCUGAAGAAAGUCCGACAGAGGAAGCAGGACGGUACGCUGUACCUAAUGGCGGAGCGCAUCGCCUGGGGCCCCGAGGGCAAGGACCGGUUCACCGUCAGCCACUUGUAUUCAGAUAUCCGCUGUCAGAAGAUCAGUCCAGAUGGGAAAGCCAAAAUCCAGCUCCAGCUUGUGCUUCACACUGGGGAGAGCAGCACAUUCCACUUCUCCAACGAUAGCAGUGCCCUCACGGACCGGGAAGCUGCCAAGGACCUUCUGCAACAGCUGCUGCCCAAGUUUAAGAAGAAGGCCAAUAAGGAACUGGAGGAGAAGAAUAGAAUGCUGCAAGAAGACCCGGUACUUUUCCAACUGUACAAGGACCUGGUGGUCAGCCAAGUGAUCAGCGCUGAGGAGUUCUGGGCCAACCGGAUGAGCACGACCAACACGGAGAACACUCUGUCCGACAAGAAGCAGGAUGUGGGCAUAUCUGCAGCCUUCCUAGCUGAUAUCAGACCUCAGACAGACGGCUGCAAUGGCCUGAGGUACAACCUGACGCCUGACAUCAUCGAGUCCAUCUUCCGAACAUACCCGGCAGUGCAACAGAAGUACGGUGAGAACGUGCCUCACAACCUCACUGAGAAGGAGUUCUGGACGCGCUUCUUUCAGUCCCACUACUUCCAUCGAGACCGCAUCAGUACGGGCGCCCUGGACAUCUUCUCAGAGUGCGCGAAGCAGGAUGAAAAGGGUCUAAAAUCGAUGGUGGUGCAAGGUGUAAAGAAUCCGCUGGUGAACCUCCUGUCAUUGGAGGAUAAAACAAUAGAAGAGGGCUAUGGCUUUUCCGCAGCUGCUUCUACAUCCAAUCCCAACAGGACCGGUAAGGAGAACAGCAACUCUGCCAUCAUAAAGCGUUUCAACCAUCACAGUGCCAUGAUACUUGCCGCCGGCUCGCGGAGAGGUGAUGCGCCAAACGACCAAGCUAGCGAGACUAGCAGUACAGACGGAAACUCCAGGGAUUCUGAUCUCUUCCAGCCCCCCAUUAAAAAGGUGAAGUUACAAGAAGCCAUCGAUUAUUUGGAUCUUCAAAGAGAAGAUGGACCAAAAACCGUGGCAUUGAACCUUAAAAAAUCAGACAGGUAUGCCCAUGGUCCUGUGCCACUUGAGUCUCAAAAGUACACCACCAGUCAGGACAUCAUCAACUCUAUCACCUGUAUUCGACACGAGAUGGCCAACUACGUACCAAACCUAGCUCAGGUGUUAACCAGCAGUGCUGUGAGUUCUGCCAUCGCUGCUCUGUCUCCAGGAGGAGUCUUAAUGCAGACAGGCACGCAGCAAGCCAUAAACCAGAUGGUGCCCAGUGAGGUUCAGGGAGAGUUAAAACAUCUGUACAUCGCUGCUGGGGAGCUGUUGCGACACUUUUGGACAUGUUUUCCUGUAAACAGUCCCUUCUUAGAGGAGAAGGUGGUCAAAAUGCGGUCUAACCUGGAAAGAUUCCAGAUGACCAAACUGCGGCCCUUUCAAGAGAAGGUCCAACGACAGUAUUUAAGUGCCAAUAUUACCGGCCACUUGGAGGAGAUGUUGCAAACGGCCUACAACAAAUUACACGCCUGGCAAACCCGCCGGAUGAUGAGAAAGAUCUGAGGGGUGGACAGCCUAUCUAACGCGGGACGUGGAUCAGCUAAACGUGGACGAGGGAUGGUAGAGACAUGUCGGACUGCUGGCACAGACUCAACAGACUGGGCUCACAUGAGUCUGAUAUAGAUAGGAACUAUUACAUCCCUACAUGUGCAUCAGAUACUCAUUUAGUGUUGGUUACCUUCGACAAGCUCUGCGUUUCCCAUGAUGAAUGGGGUCAUCAUUGUGAACCUCAUAGGGAAUCUGAGACCGCUCUCAGGAAAACAGGAGGCAUUGGAUGGAGAAGACGGGAGGCAAUUUCAAUGGUGCGUAGAGCAAGACUUGUGGAAGAGAAAUUGCAAAUGCAAUUGACCCUAAUUGCACACCAGGUGAAUACAGGGAUCUUUUUCCACGUAACCUGGACGUAGAGGGGAGUUUAUGUAGCAAUAAGGCCUUUUACAUUUCAGUGUUUAAAGUAUGGUCCAAUCCUGCUUACAGCUCACUGGUAUGUUACGUCUGCACCUUCUAUCUGCACUGAAGAAAUGUUCAUUGGAAUGAAAAGAAAAGUGUUUUUGGUUCUGUAAUAAAAAACGAAAGAAAAUGA
Molecule: messenger RNA, 2391 nt
Organism: Gadus morhua (Atlantic cod)
Lineage: Eukaryota; Metazoa; Chordata; Actinopteri; Gadiformes; Gadidae
Gene: gtf2h1
Product: general transcription factor IIH, polypeptide 1
Exons: 15
Coding region: 168-1814 (548 amino acids)
Biological process (GO): nucleotide-excision repair; DNA-templated transcription
Cellular component (GO): transcription factor TFIIH core complex
Source: RefSeq, a predicted model, not a curated record